Caenorhabditis elegans is the source of this 741-nucleotide messenger RNA. RefSeq names its product Transmembrane protein 41 homolog (gene egli-1). Gene Ontology annotation, cellular component: membrane. The transcript has a single exon. The record is from RefSeq and is marked reviewed. The coding region runs from base 1 to 741 and encodes 246 amino acids. Lineage: Eukaryota; Metazoa; Nematoda; Chromadorea; Rhabditida; Rhabditidae.
AUGGAAACAAAAUCAUCCCAAACUUCACAUCCGUGGCUUGUUCUACUCAUUUUCGCCACUUUUGCGGUCUCAAUUUUUGCUGUAUACAGCAAUUUUCCUGAAGUCUCGGCAGAUGAGAAGGUUCAUUUGAAAUAUCCCAGGAAUCUGGAAGACGCUAAGCAGCUGGGCAGAGUUCUCUCGAAGUACAAGGAGAACAACUAUUCAGUAGUUCUGUGCGGUGUAAUUGUCGUCUACGUAUUUCUACAGUCCUUCGCUAUCCCUGGAUCUAUUUUUCUAACAAUUCUAUCAGGAUACCUGUUUCCAUUCUAUGUGGCAAUUGUGUUGGUGUGCUCCUGCUCUGCAACUGGAGCCGCCAUCUGCUACACCAUUUCUAAACUUUUUGGACGAUCAUUUGUUUUGCAAAAGUUUCCCGAAAGAAUCGCAAAAUGGCAGGAUGAUCUGAGCAAGCAUCGUGAUGACUUUCUGAACUAUAUGAUUUUCCUUCGAGUAACUCCAAUUGUUCCAAAUUGGCUAAUCAACAUUGCCAGUCCUGUUCUAGAUGUUCCACUGGCUCCAUUCUUCUGGGGAACAUUUCUAGGCGUUGCUCCACCAAGUUUCCUGUAUAUUCAAGCUGGCUCAACACUGGAACAAUUGAGCCAUACCAGUGUAGCAUGGAGUUGGAGUUCUAUCGUUUUACUUACGGGUUCGGCGAUUUUGUCGCUGGCUCCUAUUUUGCUCAAGAAGAAGCUCAAAUCGGAUUAA